Molecule: messenger RNA, 1656 nt
Organism: Gregarina niphandrodes
Lineage: Eukaryota; Apicomplexa; Conoidasida; Eugregarinorida; Gregarinidae
Exons: 1
Coding region: 1-1656 (551 amino acids)
Source: RefSeq, a predicted model, not a curated record
AUGUCGACGGUUGGGUUGCCUCGUGAAUGCAUGACGAUUAAGACAUUCUUAUGCUGUCGUUCGUACUUGCUUGCUCGAGUGUGCUUACAAGGGGUGUCCUACAUAGUCUACUGUUACUGCCAGUUCGUGACCAAGACUUGGACGGUAUUUUACGCAUUGGGUUGUGGCUGCGUUCUAGCGUUCCUGGACGUCAUUUGCCUGUCUAAGUGCCUCAAAAAUCGGUCUAAUGGACAUGAAGUGGAUGCCACCCCAUCAAUAUCUAUAUUGGAAGCGAUACUCGGAGAUCGCGCACAUCCUCUUGCGCACCAUCAGGUCGUUGACCAGACUUCGGAGGCAACCGAGGACUCUCCGACUGACCGACAGUCAUCCGAGGCUGAUCUGUCUGGGUCGGGGUCCGAGCCGGAACCGCCUGACUCAGAUCUGUCUGGAUCAGACUCGUCUGGGUUAGAAUCGUCAGGGUCUGCUGUCGAGUCGACAGGUACGGACGACGGCUACCCAGUCGGCUACCCCACCGGACGUGGUAACGAAGAGGCGCAGUGCAGCAGCGUUGGUGGACCAGGUUUUGAAAGUGGAGCUGUCGUCCAAGGUUCAGUAGUUGUUGAAGAUUCGCUAGGUAGCAGAAACACCACAAUGAAGCGAACGGGGGCCACAGGUGACAUCGCAGCGAGUAUAGGAGACUUUGGGCCUAACACUGUCGGGUGUAACACUGUCGGGUGUAACACUGUCGGGUGUAACACUGUCGGGUGUAACACCGCCGACUGUUUUCAAAGGAGCGAUCGGAUGGCAAGUAGCAUGAUUGAAGAAACUGGUAUAGAUAAUGAUGUUUCGCCACGUAUAUAUUGUUCUAGACAAGUGCGAGCUAUGUCGCGUGGUACUGGCACACACCGGGGUAGUACCAUAGUUGACGGGUGUGACACAUUCCAGGAUGAUGGCUGCGAGAUUGGCGAAGUGCCCUGCUUGGCAGAAAGCAAUUUGGGAAGGGGGCCGAGACGUCUGGGUAAGAGGUUGUUGACUCGAAGCCACUCAUUUGUUCUUGAAAGCGGCAGCCAAUGCGCUGCAAGGCUGUUGAGCAACUACUGCUACUUACGGACGUCGUUAGCUGCAGGCGCGGCAGCGAGGCGUCGGCAGAUUCCUCGUCAUUUGCGCAAGAUAGUUCCAUUACAUCGAUUAGGAUUAUUCCUGGACCGAUUGGAUGAAGUGCGACCUAUGAGUCACCCACUAAUCGUUACAAUAAACGCAGAAUCAUUUCGGAUUCUAAAGUUGGCAUUUUUGACCACUCUUUGGUCUAAUGAGCGUUACAUCAUGUGCUGCCUGUCUGCCAUUCUUGUAGGAAUGUUACUGUUUCAAAAUACUCUAUUCAAGAUUGUUCAAUUCAAGGAGCUCAGAUCAAAAAGUAUAAGUCCGCCAUCACCCCAUGCCUGGAAUAUACACAGCUGGAAUUAUUACCUCUUGAGAUGGCGCUUAUGGUGGAAGGACAAACACGCGUUUGCUAAAUUAAUGCGAAAAGAACAAAAUGGCAUAAUAUACCGCGGAUACGCUCUGGCUUGUCUUGCUUUCGAUUCCCCACUGCUGUUUCAUCACAUUAAGGAGCACUACGCAACUCCGUACGAUCAUGAAAAGCUGGAAUUUGCUCUUUCUAUUGAAUUCGUAACGUAA